Molecule: messenger RNA, 2176 nt
Organism: Serinus canaria (Common canary)
Lineage: Eukaryota; Metazoa; Chordata; Aves; Passeriformes; Fringillidae
Gene: IRX2
Product: iroquois homeobox 2
Exons: 5
Coding region: 120-1556 (478 amino acids)
Biological process (GO): neuron differentiation; regulation of transcription by RNA polymerase II; cell development
Cellular component (GO): nucleus
Molecular function (GO): DNA-binding transcription factor activity, RNA polymerase II-specific; RNA polymerase II cis-regulatory region sequence-specific DNA binding
Source: RefSeq, a predicted model, not a curated record
AGGGAGCGGGAGGGCGGGCGGGAGAGAGGGAGAGCACGAAAGCAGCGCCAGGAGCAGCGGCAGCAGCAGGGCCGGUCACCCUCGCCCCCUCCCUGCUCCUGUGCACGCCAGUGCAAGCCAUGUCCUAUCCUCAGGGUUACCUCUACCAGCCCCCCGGCUCGCUGGCUCUGUACUCCUGCCCGGCGUACGGGGCGUCGGCGCUGGCGGCCCCCAGGAGCGAGGAGCUGGCCAGGUCUUCGUCGGGAUCGGCGUUCAGCCCUUACCCGGGAUCGGCAGCUUUCACCGCCCAGGCGGCGGCCACAGGCUUCACCAGCCCGCUCCAGUACUCCACAGACCCCGCCACGGGAUUCCCCUCAUAUAUGGGCUCCCCUUACGACGCCCAUACGACGGGGAUGACCGGAGCCAUCAGCUACCACCCGUACGGCAGCCCUGCCUACCCCUACCAGCUCAACGACCCCGCGUACAGGAAAAACGCCACCCGCGACGCCACGGCCACGCUGAAGGCCUGGCUGCAGGAGCACCGCAAGAACCCCUACCCCACCAAGGGCGAGAAGAUCAUGCUGGCCAUCAUCACCAAGAUGACCCUCACCCAGGUCUCCACCUGGUUCGCCAACGCCCGCCGGCGGCUCAAGAAGGAGAACAAGAUGACCUGGGCCCCGCGGAACAAGAGCGAGGACGAGGAUGACGACGAAGGCGAUGGGGCGAGGAGUAAGGAGGAGAGUCCCGAGAAGAUGCCCGAGAGCAACGAAACCUCCGCGGAGGACGAAGGGAUCAGCUUGCAAGUCGACUCGCUGACGGACCACUCCUGCUCCGCCGAAUCGGACGGCGAGAAGCUGCCCUGCCGAGCGGGAGACCCCCUCUGCGAGUCGGGCUCGGAGUGCAAAGACAAGUACGAGGACAUCGAGGAGGAGGAAGAGGACGAGGACGAGGACGAGGAGGAGGACAUCGAAGAGGAUGACGGCGGCGGCGGGGAGCGCGACCCGCCGGCCAAGCCCGCCACCUCCUCGCCGCUGGCGGCCGUGGAGGCCCCGCUCCUCGGCCACCCGCACGCCGACGCCGCCCGCAGCGCUAGCAAGGCAGCGCUGGGGCCCCGCGCCUCCCCCGGCCCCCCGACGCCGGCCAGCAAGCCCAAGCUCUGGUCUCUGGCCGAAAUCGCCACCUCGGACCUCAAGAGUCAGACCCUGGGCCAAGGCUGCCAGCCUGCACCGCUCUCCUCGGCCACCCCCGCCUCCGCCCCGCACAGCGCUGCCUACUCGCCCUCCUCCCUCCUGGGGAGGCAUAUUUAUUACACCUCACCUUUUUAUAGCAAUUAUACAAACUAUGGGAACUUUAACGCUCUGCAGAGCCAGGGAAUCCUGAGAUACAACUCCGCAGCAGUGGCUUCAAACGAGGGACUAAGUCAGACUGUCCUAAAUGCCAGCUCUGUCCACAAACAGAGCAGUGACUCUUUGAAAACGAUCACUAACCAGCUAGAACAACAUUACAGGCCCUCUAGCUAUGACUCUAAGAAAGAUCCCACUGAAGUCUGCACAGUAGGAGUACAACCAUACCUAUAGAAGUGCAAUCACACAGCAAUGCAAGUAGGUGUCACAAUUGCUUUGAAAAAAGUCAGCAAGCCAUCAUCUCUCCCCGAGCUAAUAUAUAUAACAAAUCUCUAAAUCCGGAUCACAUCUGGUGCCACUGUAUAAAAGAAGACCACAGAGCACUAUUAAAUCUUCAGAAUCUAAUUAUUAAACCAGAAUUUUGUUGGACAUAUGUGAGUUUGCUGGUAUAGUAUAGUUUCCCCAAUGUAUGUGUGACUUUUGAAAACAGAUCUGUUUUUCUCAGGAUAUCUUGAAUUGAUCACUUCAUUGCCACGGUAUCUAUUCGAUAGGUGUGAUAGGAUUUAUUGUAAAAUUUAUUUGUAAAAGAUGUAUACAGUAGAGAUAAUAAAGACGUGAUUGGAGAACUUGAGUCCUUACAAAGUGGAAACAAAUUUGAUAUUUAUUUUUGUAACGAUAUAAAGCUUCUAGUAAUUUAUGCAAGUUGUAUUGCAAUGAAAUCUGAACUUUUUGUAAAUAAAUUUUGCCUGGUUUUUAUUUGAAACGUUGAUGGUUAUACAAUCUUUGGUUGUUUAACAAGAAUUCUUUACUAAUUUAUAUCUCUAAUUGUAAAUAAAACAGACUAGUCUGCAACA